UCCCUUCCCCUCCGUCACCGGGGCCGUGCUGCACGCUCCCGUCAUCACGCCAGGAGGAGGCAGCCUGCUGGAGCUGAAUCCGACGAGGAUGAGGAUGAUGAUGGCGGUGAUGGGGGAGCAGCGUUGAGUUCGCUCCGUUUUCUUCCCCCCCUUUUUUUAACAUCCCCUCCCCAUCAAUUCAAUUUUAAUGCCAGAGUAAAAGAGAAUUAAGCGGGGAAAAAAGGAGAAGAUUUGACCUCAUUCCUUUCUUCACCUCCCUCCGUCUCCUGAGCUGAGACCGAGAUGGGGAAUGAAGCGAGCAUGGAGGGCGGCGGGGAGCCGGGAGCUGCCGGGAUGAUGGGGUCGGUCAUGCCCGGUGGACCCGGAGCAGGACCGGGGGCAGGACAGCACACGAAGCCGGUCAACGGAGCAGCUGCUGGAGGAGGAAUGGGAAUGACGGGCCCUGGGAUGGGAAUGACGAGGGGUCCCAUGGGUCCGAUGGGUAGUCCCAAACCUGGCACGAAGCAAGGUGGAAUAGGCGGAGGAGGAAUGGCAGGAAUGGGUGGAGGACUGGGAGGAGGGAUUGGUGGAGGAAUGGGUGGAGGGAUGGGAGGUGGAAUGGCAGGGAUGGGUGGAGGAAUGGGUGGAGGGGGAUGGGAGGAAUGGGUGGUGGAAUGGGUGGAGGGAUGGGUGUUGGAAUGGGAGGAGGAGGGAUGA
Molecule: messenger RNA, 696 nt
Organism: Oryzias latipes (Japanese medaka)
Lineage: Eukaryota; Metazoa; Chordata; Actinopteri; Beloniformes; Adrianichthyidae
Source: RefSeq, a predicted model, not a curated record